Molecule: messenger RNA, 1149 nt
Organism: Electrophorus electricus (electric eel)
Lineage: Eukaryota; Metazoa; Chordata; Actinopteri; Gymnotiformes; Gymnotidae
Gene: foxa
Product: forkhead box A sequence
Biological process (GO): regulation of transcription by RNA polymerase II; cell differentiation; anatomical structure morphogenesis
Molecular function (GO): RNA polymerase II cis-regulatory region sequence-specific DNA binding; DNA-binding transcription factor activity, RNA polymerase II-specific
Source: RefSeq, a predicted model, not a curated record
AUGAUUGGCGGAGUGAAACAGGAGCGAGGCGAAUGGGGCCGCGUUUACCCGCAUCAGGUCUUCUGUGGAGGAGAAAGUGUCCAACUCAGCGGCGGGGCGUACUCCUCUCCAGAGCACCUCUAUCAUAGCUUCAGCCCACAGACAGAACCAGGGACCGCCGGAGACUCGGGCCGGCUCGAGAGCCCGACGUGCGUCUUGGCACAGCAGCAGAGGUGUCCGGACACCGACCCCAAUGGAACAGAGUUCCCAGAGCUGAAAUCUGUGUAUCGGCGCUCGUUCAACCAUGCCAAACCUCCUUACUCCUAUAUCUCGCUCAUCUGCAUGGCCAUCCAGCAGUCGCCAGAGAAGAAGCUCACCCUGAACGAGAUCUACGACUGGAUCCGCCAUCUCUUCCCAUACUACCGGCAGAACCAGCAGCGAUGGCAGAACUCCAUCCGCCACUCGCUCUCCUUCAACGACUGCUUCGUGCGCGUGCCGAGGUCACCCGGCUCUCUGGGGAAAGGCUCGUUCUGGACCCUCCACCCAGAUUCGGGCAACAUGUUCGAGAAUGGCUGCUACAUGCGGCGGCAGAAGCGUUUCCGCUGCUCGAGGGCGUCGUCACCGUCCGCCGCCGAGAGCGCCCCAAAGAAACGGGCGAGGGAGGAUGGCAAGAAGAAGAGGUCAGAGGUCAAGGUUUCGGCGGGGUCGUCCAUCUCCCCUGUCCCACCUCAGCCUCCAGCUCUUCUGCCAGUCCUGGACUGCCCACCCCUGUCCCGCUCGUCCUCUAGUAACCUGCCUCUGCAGCACGCUGUCCCCUCACCCGCUCUGUUUCCUCCCACACUCGCAGAGCAUGCCGCACACCCAGCGGGAGUAGCCUACCCCGCCAUGGCCACGCCCGGGGGGAGGCUCCAGCCCACCGUCUCUCUCCCCGCGGAGCCGUGUGGCCACGGGGAAAUGUUCUUCCACCGGCACGUCUCCGUGCCGCCGCUCGUGGACUUCCAGUUCUACGAGGCUCCCGUGAGCUACCCAGUUUACUGCCCGUCGUCUGCUUCCGGCGUCCACCACUAUAAUCCCUACGCUACCAGCAGGGAGGAUGCCACAUAUGUUGGGGACUCUGUGUACUGUUCUGGGAUCAGCAGGUGCCCAGUGCCAGUUCUGAGCUCCUCCUGA